Messenger RNA from Mesoplodon densirostris (Blainville's beaked whale), 7400 nucleotides. RefSeq names its product Bardet-Biedl syndrome 12 (gene BBS12). NCBI's taxonomy places the organism in Eukaryota, Metazoa, Chordata, Mammalia, Artiodactyla, Ziphiidae. Bases 207 to 2348 code for a protein of 713 amino acids. The record is from RefSeq and is a predicted model, not a curated record. The transcript is spliced from 3 exons. Gene Ontology annotation, biological process: photoreceptor cell maintenance; chaperone-mediated protein complex assembly. Gene Ontology annotation, molecular function: ATP binding.
GGCCCGCGGCGCACUUGCGCAAAACGCGAACCAGAAGGGAAGGUUCUUCCCCCGGGCGUUUUGGCGUCCCAGUGCCAGGCAGAACUUCGGGGAACUGGAGCCUCCCGUAGGGAUGGAGAAAAGAGCGAGCUGCCCCAGGGUAAACAUGGAGUAAACAUGGAGAGUUGGAUUUCAUCAAGAUUAGUGGCUUUGCAAGAUGAUGAUUCAUGGUGAUGGCUUGCAGGGUCAUAAACAAAAGAAGGCACAUGGGACUUCAACAGCUUUCAUCGUUUGCAGAAACAGGAAGAACUUUCCUAGGCCCAGUAAAAUCAUCCAAAUUUAUUAUAGAUGAAGAGUGUCAUGAAAGUGUGUUAAUCAGUUCAACAGUAAGGCUUCUUGAAAGUUUGGAUUUAACCAGCGCAGUGGGACAACUUCUCAGUGAAGCAGUUCAAGCACAAAAUAACACAUACAGAACUGGAACCAGUACUCUUUUGUUUCUUGUUGGUGCGUGGAGCAGUGCUGCUGAAGAAUGUCUUCAUUUGGGUGUCCCCAUUUCAUUAAUAGUGUCUGUAAUGUCAGAAGGCUUGAAUUCAUGCAUUGAAGAGGUAGUUUCCCUUCAAGUGCCUAUCCACAAUGUAUUUGACUGUAUGGUUAACACAAAGACAUUUUCUGGACCUGAAACAUUUAGUGUCAGCGUAUACCCUUUUCUCCAAAUCCCUUCAGGUACUGGUUUGAUACAGAAAGAGUGUGAUCUCAAGGAUGUUGCCUCUCAGUCCUUGGCCAUUUACAGUCUUUCUGGGAGACCUGUUAAAUCACCUCAGCUCUUUAGGUCUCAGGCUAAGGUUGAAGCAGAUGAAAACACAUCACAAACUCCUCAAACUCUGAAAAACAGUCUGCUUGCAGACACCCGCUGCAGAAAGUCAGUACUAACCCACAGUAGACAUUUUAGUAGGACAGGUAAUCAAUGGAUAAGCAAGCCAGAUGGAGUUCUAGAACAACUUAGUGCAGCUACUCCCAAGAUUUAUAGAUGUGAUGAUUUGGUGGAGUUGGAGGUGGGUUUGAGUCACGGAGGUCACAGCAGCAUGAAGUUAGUAGACGAAGCAGUACGGCUACAAUAUCAGAACGCAGGUAUGCAACAAGGCAGCUGUUCAAUGCCAUUUCUCUUUGACAUUUCAAGAAUCUUCACUUGCUGCUUACCGGGUUUACCUGAAACUUUCUCUUGUGUCUGUCCAGGAUAUAUCACUGUUGUAUCAAUAUCUAGUACUGCUCUGAUCAAGGAAUUGCAGAAUCAGCCUAUUCGGGUAGUUCUUGUUGAAGGGGAUCUCACAGAGAAUUAUCGCCAUCUGGGAUUUAAUAAGUCUGCAAGUAUUAAAACAGUAUCAGAAAGCAUGAAGGUUCAGCAAGAUGGCUCAGAAGAACUGUGGACAGAUCAUGUGUUACAGGUAUUAAUCAAGUUCAAUGUGAACCUUGUCCUGGCACAAGGAAAUGUGUCUGAACGCUUAAUCGAAAAAUGCACAGACAGCAAGAGGUUGGUAAUUGGAUCAGUGAAUGGCAAUGUAAUGCAGGCUUUUGCAGAGGCUUCAGGAGCAGUGCAGGUGGCCUACAUGACACAAGUGAAUGAAAACUGUGUGGGCAGUGGGGUCUGUGUGACCAUCUGGAGAAGCAUUCCCUUCGAUGCUGCAGAUCGGAUCAACAGAACGGCAAUCAUUUUAAAAACAGAAGGAAUUAAUUUGGUUACAGUAGUGCUGACUAGUCCAGUCACUGCCCAGAUGCAAACCAAAGAAGAUACCUUCUGGACUUGUGCCUAUCGUCUGUAUCAUGCUCUAAAAGAGCAGAAGGUCUUCCUUGGAGGUGGCGCAGUUGAAUUUUUGUGUCUUAGCCAUCUUCAGAUUCUUGUGGAGCAGUCUGUGAAUAAAGGAAACCAAGGCUGUUCAGGAUGGCUUCAUAAUACUUCCUCUUGGCUGGCCUCAUCUGUGACACAGUACAGACCGACUGUGCUAAAAUGCCUGGCCAAUGGAUGGCACAGGUACCUUUCAACUCUCCUGUAUAACACUGCCAGUUACUCAUCAGAAUUUGAAGCUGGCACAUUCAUUCAACAUCAUCUACAAAAUGCUACAGACUCUGGCUCUCCUUCAUCUUACGUCUGGAAUGAAUAUAGUAAACUAAAUGGUGGGAUUUUAAAUUCAGACAUUUCAGAUAAACUGGAACAGAUUCCAAGAGUUUAUGAUGUUGUUACACCAAAGAUUGAGGCAUGGCGCCGAGCUUUGGAUUUAGUACUGUUAGUUCUUCAGACAGACAGUGAAAUUAUCACUGGACUUGAACAAAUGCAGAUAAAUUCGCAGGAAUCAGAGGGCUUUUUAUUUUUGUAGUGUUAUUGGCUAAGUCUUUGGAAAAUAAUCUUUGGUAAUAUGUCGUGCUAAUAAUAAAUUUUCUAGUAGCCAAGUUACAGUUUCUAAAAUGCCAGCUUUUACUAAGAGAAAAUAAUUGAUGUGUGUCAAUAACUGUACAGAGUCAGAGAUUUCACCCUACUUACAAUUUUGUUCUCUGUUUCUAUAUUUUUAUUCUGUAGCUGGACAUGUCUCUUUUUUAAAACAUUUUAUUGGAGUAUAAUUGCUUUACAUUGUUGUGUUAGUUUCUGCUGUAUAAGAAAGUGAAUCAGUUAUACGUAUACAUAUAUCCCCAUAUCCCCUCCCUCUUGCAUCUCCCUCCCACCCUCCCUAUCCCACCCCUCUAGGUGGUCACAAAGCACAGAGCUGAUCUCCCUGUGCUAUGCAGCUGUUUUCCACUAGCUAUCUGUUUUACAUUUUGUAGUAUAUAUAUGCCAGUGCUACUCUCUCACUUCAUCCCAGCUUACCCUUCCCCCUCCCCGUGUCCUCAAGUCCCUUCUCUACCUUUGUGUCUUUAUUCCUGUCCUGCCCCUAGGUUUGUUACAAUCUUUUUUUUUAUAUUCCACAUAUAUGUGUUAGCAUACGGUACAUAUUUUUCUGACUUACUUCACUCUGUAUGACAGACUCUAGGUCCAUCCACCUUACUACAAAUAAAUCAAUGUUGUUUCUUUUUUUAAAUAUAAUUCAUAUAUAUAUUUUAAAAUCAAACACAAUUAAAUAGAAUAUGGUUUAAGUACAUGAAUACUUCACUUCAGAAGAAUAACAGAGGUGGUACAUAGUACCAAAAACUCAUACACAGCCUUUCUGCUGCUUCUGUUGAUGAAACAGUGCGUGUCUAUACAACCAAAUAUUGCAGUGGAAUAAAUUCUCUGUUCGUUCAAGACUUUCUCAAGGACAGAGGUGAUAAUUAUAUAUUCAUAUGUGUAUAUAUGUAUUUUUUGCCAAGUCUGAGCAAAAGCAGUAACACCUAAGAGAACGUUCUGUCCCUCCAACAGUCUGUGUGGUGAGGCAGCGCGGGCACCGCCUGCAUGGAGUGUGCUGGCCGAGCAGGCGGCCCCGCCCAUGGCAGCGAGGUCCAGACCCUGAAGCUGACCAAGUGGACGUGCAGGGAGGGUCCUCUCGUUACCCCACAGACAGAAGAAAAAGGCCACAACCUGCACACUUCCCAGCGCAGAGCAAAGAAGAGGAGAGAGUCAGAGCUGAGUGCCUCUCUGUCCCCACACCUGCCCCCCCACCUUUUUAAAAACUCUACAAUCUGGGAAUAAACAUUUUGUUCAAGGAGCCACAGGGGAAAACUGGAGUGAUGGCUGUUGCACAUCCCUUUCCACAAGUACUCUGAGGGGAGGUGAUGUCACCGGAGCCCAGAAUCUCAGAGGAGCAAGUCCUACCACUUGCAGCGCAGAGGCUCGCUCUUCCGGCAGCGGGGGAGCUGGUUUUAAGAGUACUGCGUCUCAGGAGCAAUUAAAACGUGAAAACCAUACACUGUCACCAAAGGGGAGGACAACGUCACCAAGACUUGACCCACGGCCCGUUAGCUUCCUUCCAAAUUAACGCCUCUGUGCAGACCCCGCUCCCCGGAAGAAAAGCCACCUGCUGGCACCACACCGCCUGGCUCCUGAGGGGCCGACUCACCUGCCUGUUCAGGAGACCAAGCGAAGCCCCUCUGGUACCCGCUGUCUGAUGCUGUUGGGGUGGGUCACCACCAAGGGAGGUGCAUCAAAUACCGGCUCUACGCCUCUGUGUCUCCCAUGGCAUGUGGCCCCUGCCUAUCCCAGUGGACUAACACUCUUCCACACGUGGGUUAUUGCCAUUGGAAAACUAGUCAUUCUCUAGUAAUGUAAACAACACCGCUCUGUCUCUACAACUUUCACUGUGUGAUCAUCACGUGCAGGUGUGUCUACGCGACACUCUGCCGAUGGUGGAAGUCUAGGAUUGUCUGCCAUUCUUUCUUGGGAACAACAGUGAGAAGAAAUACAGUGCGCUGUUUUCACUGGCUGUGGGGAAGAAUCCAACCAAAGGAAAAAAGUUCUCCUAUUUUCCAAAAGCAGAUUUCCUUUAUCUCAGGUCUUGAGUCAUAGCUUUGUGGACUUCUCUAGCGGCUGAUCGCACUGUGCCUGCUGCAUAACUGACUAUCAUUUUAGUGAUCUUCCAAGCUAGCUCUUCCUGGGCCUCAUCAGUAUUUCCUUGCACCCAUUUCUUCAUAGCUUGAGAGAACAUGGAUCCUUUCGAUUUCUUUACAUCAGGUUCAGGCUCAGAUUCUCGGAUGAACUGCCCCAAGUCACUAACUCUUCCAAAUGUCGUCUUCCCUGCAUACGUCCAUUGAUACAAAGAUUCUGGAUCCAGACUUGCAGCAUCCACAAUUAUCGCUUCAUCAAAAUUUUUCAGAAUUUUAACACUGGCUUUUUUCACACUAGACUGCAUGGCAGAGCUGUCGGCCACCCCGGGGUGGGAGUCCUCAGUGGGGCUAGCAGAGCCCAGAGCCGUCAGCAAGACACCUCCUCCCAGGAACUCAUCUCCACGAACCGAAUGGAUGAGAUCAUUCAAAUAUUUAUAAUAAAGGUUGCUGGACAAAAAGCCAGGCAAAAAUACCUUCUCCAUGGUUGUCCAGGCCUGACGUAAUGGAGUGGUGAAACAGUUAGGGAGUGGUCCACCUUCCCUGCAGAUGUUGGAUUCAAUUUCCAGUUGUACAACAUCAUCGAAUCCAAGAGGAUGUGUGGCCUGGAGGGAGAAGUACUUGUCAUAUAAAAUCAUGGUGUCGUUCUGUGCCUCCUGUCCAUCAUACUGGCCCUUUUUGGCAGCAAGCUGAGACUGGAAGUUGUCUGCUGCCAACCAGAACUGUAGGAUAUUCACUGCGUCCUCUUUCUCCAUGUACUCAGAGAAAUAAAAAAGAGGACUGACUCACAGAAGAGAAUGUCAGCCAGGUAAACAGUUCCACUGGUCAGCACUUCAAUCUGGUAUUUACAGAAAUGGUGACUUCGUAGAAACUCACUAAAGUGCUCGUGCUCCAUUGCGCUGAAGACUAUGGACUGUGCUGAGACAAAACAGUUGGGAUCCACCUGCCCAUCUUCUCCACAAAUCUUUGCUACGAUGUCAUUUCUCAUGGCUUCUGUAAUUGGUAUUGGUUUAGCAGCAUCUGGAGAUAUAUAUUUGGUAAAAGUAUUUACUGCAUCUUGUUCUAUACUUUUCAUUAAUUUUCCUGAUAAUUCCUUUAGUAGAGAAGAGGGACUAUUUCUACUGGCUACUAUAAGUCUGGAGGAUUCCUGGGUUUCCACGGAACCUCAAUGAGCUCCAGUCCUGGCCGUUUCCAGGCGGAGAGAAUGGGCACUGUCACAUUCCUGGGAAAGCAGCAAGUGAUUCUGAGCGUUGCUAGUUCUAUUAUUCAGGUCAAUUCCUUCCAACUGGGCUGAGCUAGUAUCCUCCGGUCUCUUGUCAAGAGAGUCGGUUACAAAAGCUGCUGUAGUUUCGUGCUUUUUAGAAGGAGAGACAGGUUCAGCCAGUGAGCUCUGCUUCACCGUGUUCAGACUGUGUGCUCUUAUUCGGGACCAAGUUGUAGAGUGAAAACUUUCAGCCUCUAACCAAAACUUAACCAAAUGCUCCAUUCUCCGAAGUUCCAUGAAUUGAAUGAAAUAAGGGAGGACAACAGCGUCAUGCAAGACUUGUUCAAGGGUCUUUGAAAGACUUGAUUUGGUCUCUUGAGUCUGGUAGUCCAGACAAGAUCUGCCCAGGUCACCAAAAUGAGCAGCCUCCAUGUUGCUGGGCUGCUUAUUAAGUGUUGCCGUCCUACUACUUGAAAAGGAGUCCAUGUUGGCAGAAAUGGCAUUGAUUGCAACAUGACUUGGUCCUGCAGCCUCCAGCAAGGCAGGAUUUUUAGUGCUUUUUUGUGGGGAAUGUACGGAUAUUGAAGCUUUAACUGACUUGACAUCUGAGGUCUUCUCCUGCUCUUUGCCUUUCACUUUCCGCCGGAAGAAGGACAUGGCAGGGCCCGGGUCGGGGCGGAGGGCGCGGGGGGACUGGCACAGAGAGGGCCCGGCUCCCCUCAUUCAGCAACUGGCCCGGACUUCCGGGUCUGCAGCGGCCGCCACCCUAGGCCAAAAAUAGACCCGUCUUCCGGGUGUGGGCCCCGCCGCCUCCUGGAGACGUGCCGGUAGCUCCCGCCGCCAUGUUAACAACAAGCCGCCCGCCCGGAGUUCUGGUCCUUCCCCGCACGGGGCUUCACGGGAGGCCCAAUUUUGUUUCUUUUUAUGGCUGAGUAAUAUUCCAUUGUAUAUAUGUGCCACAUCUUCUCUAUCAUUCAUCCGUUGAUGGACACUUAGGUUGCUUCCAUGUCUCGGCUACAGUAAAUAGAGCUGCAAUGAACAUUGUGGUACAUGACUCUUUUGGAAUUAUGGUUUUCUCAGGGUAUAUGCCCAGUAGUGGGAGUGCUGUUCACCCUACUUAUAAUUUAACAGGUUAGCCUGUUGCUGUUUCAUGGGAUGCUACAGAAUACACAAGAUGCUUGGAUCAGAGGCAAAGGGCUUUUAUUAUUCACAGGAAAAGCAGUAGCCAGAGCUUCGGGUUGGUUUGCAUCAGUUCCCCAGUUCUCUAAGUCCCACGAAAGCAACACAGAGGGCCACUGAUGGCAGCCUGCACAUGCAGUGUGUUGUGUUAUGGAAGAGGAACACUGGGGGUAGCCACUGCUUUUACAGUAAGCAGAAACAAUCCUGUUCUUUGUCCAAGGGCAGUUGCUACCUCAUGCCUCAAGGCUGCUCAAUGUAAACACAGCCUGAGACAUGGACUGGUUAAAGAUAGGCCUGGCAUCCUGAGAAAGUAUGCAGCGUCACUCAGAGCCAUAGUGAAUAGCCUCCUCCAAAAAUUCACUCUUCAACCUGGUACGUUCUUGGCCAGACUUGGCCAGUUCUUGGCCAGUAUGCCACUCUGUCGGCUACUCUGAUUAAUCUGGCAAACAGGUUGCUUAGUCAGUACCAAAUCUAUUCAAUUGGUCUCACAUACCAACUAAAUCAAGGCUCCUAAAACAGACUCUGAGGAGCAGGGUGA